AAUAUAAUAAGCCAAGAACUAUGACGCAUCAAAAUCAUCAGACAAACGGCGCAAGUUUGGAGGACUGCCAUACAAACUUUUAUGCCUUGACUGAUUUGUGUGGAAUUAAAUGGCGCAAGUUCGUUAAUGGCGAACGUCCGAAUGCGUCAAGCGAUCCACUCGCCGAUCCGAUCUUGCGCUCCUAUUCACGAUGCAUGCAGGCGGAUAUGCUGUGCGUUUGGCGGCGCGUUCAAUCCACCAAACAGGACAACACCGAUCCGAAUGCCUUAAACUUUGAGAUUACCACAUCGACAACUGUACACCCGCCUCUAUCGCUGGCCGCCGCCAAGGAGCUAUGGAUCUUCUGGUAUGGCGAGGAGCCGGAUCUCAGUGAGCUUGUCGAUGCGGAGCUCCUCAAAAUAGCUGCCAAUCAAUCGCUCUGGAAUGGCACGUGGAAGGGCGAGCUGACCUACGAGUGCCGCUCGCUGCUUUUCAAGGCGCUGCACAAUCUCAUGGAAAGAUUCGUGCUGACCAAGGACAUUGUGCGCUUUGGCAAAUGGUUUGUGCAGCCUUGCACUUCCAGCGAUCGCCUGUUUGGACGCAGCUCGCAGCACUUGUCCUUCUCGUUCACGUUCUUUGUGCAUGGCGACACGGUCUGCGCCUCGAUAGAUCUGCGCGAGCAUCCCGCCGUGCGGCCCCUGACCAAGGAGCAUCUGGCGGAGGCAGCGGCUGCCUUUGCCGCCGCCAGCGGCCAAACAUCGGGCACAGCACGUGGCCAACAGGAUGCCGCCAGUGCGGGCACAGCCUCGCUGCCCGCCGGUUCGCCUCUGCUGGAGGCGGCGGCGGGCGCCGGAGAGAGGCCGUCGGCGUCGGCAGCGACAGCGACGCCAACGCAGGCACGCAAAGUGAUGCUGGCGCCGUUUGGCAUUGCGGCAAUACUCACCGGCAACAGCUACAAGGCCAGCGAUCCCAUGGCCGAAAAGAUACUCGAGGAUUGGGCCUCGUUUUUUCCGCUGUGCAAUAAGGACAACACGGAUGUGCCACCCGUCGUUGAGGUGGUAUCGGGUGGUCAUAAGAUGUAUCAUCCCACGAAUUAUGUACUAGUCACGGAUCUGGACGACAUGGAGCACAUGGAGUUUGCCGAGCUGCACAAGGCUAACGAUCAGGCGGCAGCAGCUGCGACGCCAGCAGCGACGCAAGCAGCAGCAGCGACGCAAGCGGCAGCAGCAGCAGCGAAGGACUCAAGGAAAGCGACAACGCAAGCGAUCAGCGCCUUGGAGCGUCUAACGUUUCAGCCCUACUACGAUCAGCGGCCCACAUCGGGCUUCACCUUCAAUACAAAUAAUACUCAUAUUCCCGCCACGGCGGCCAUCGAAAUGCCGGAGCGUGCCUGGCAGGAUUGCAUCAUGAAUACGCUGCACGUGGACGCCGCAGCAGCAGCGGCGGCGGCAGCAGCAGCGGCAGCAGCGGCAGAGGAAGAGGAGAACAAGCAAACGGAUUCCAAGCAGCACGUGCAACAACAAAUCCAACAGCAGCAGCAGCAGCAGCAGCAGAAGCAGCGGCAGAAGCUCUGGAACUUUGUGGACCCAAUGCAAAAGGCGCCCUGCAUAUGCACCAAACAUCUCAACGUGGGCAGCGCCUCCUCCGGCGGCAGCAGCAGCACGCCCUGCCAAGGCGGCGGCGGCGGCGGCGGCGCCUCGACCUAUUCACGCAACUCGCUGGGCGAUCCGGCGGUGGCCGCCGCCUCCUCCUCGGUGGGUUCGCCCGCAACGCCGGCGCCCUCGCCGCAUCCGCUCUCCAAUUCGGCGCACUCGCAGCCGACCUCGGUGCCGCCCGCUGAGCAACUGCUCAAUAUGAGUCCGCAUGCGCCGACAUCCGUAUCGAAUCUGCAGCAGCCGCCGACGCCCAUCGAUCAUCUGCUGGACAAGAAUACGCCGGCGCCAACGCCGACGGAUCAGCACGACAGCAAAAGCAUAACCGCCUCGCCGUACGUGCAUCAGACGCCCAGCGUCGAGCCGCCCACCUAUGCAGAGCAUGGCAAUGCGGCCGGAGGCGGCGGCUCUCAAUCUCUGAACGCGGCGCCGGGCAGUGUGCCUCAGCAGCAGCCGGCCACGCCCACGCCGGCAACAGCAGCAGCAGCAGCAGGAGCCGGAGCCGUAGCCGGAGCAGGUGGCGCCACACAAUGCGGCACGAUAAGCGUUAAGAAGCUGGAGAUGCAACAGCAGGCGCCACAGCAGGUGCUGGCCAUCAAGCAGGAGCCAGGCCUGGCACGGAUCAGCCAGGUGCAGCAGCAGCAGCAGCAGCAGCAGAUGCCGCUGGCGAGCAGCGCCUUGGAAGCGGUCACAAAUCUCUUCAAUCUGUACAAGCCGCCGCAGCUGACGCUGAAGGAUGGGGACAGCGUCUACGACGAGGAAUGGCUCAAGGAUGUCUACGACUUUAGCUUUCAGGAGACCUGGGAUAAUCUGCCCGUGAAGCGGCCCAAGCUGAACGAGUCCGCCAAGCAACGACGACCACGUUACGCCCGGAAUCUGUACGAGGGCCACACGCACUUCAAGCCGCUGAUGCCCUCGCCCGGCUCCGUCUACGGUCCGCUGCUCUCCAUCGAAGGCAGCGCCGCGGCACUGGGAGCAGCCGGCGAGGGCAGCUCCAGCGGCGGCGGCGGGGGGCUUGUGGGCAUAGCCGGAGGAGCCGGAGCAGGCGCAGGAGGAGCCUAUGGAGGCGCGUCCAGCGCAGAUGAGGCGGACAAUGCGCUUGGCGGCAGCUUGACUGCAACGACAACUGGUGGCAACAGUUUCUUCCAGGGCCUGGACAUUAAGACAGAGCCGGGCCUGCAUUCGCCGUGCAAGGAGUCCAAAUCGACGAGCACCGCGGGCAGCGGCAGCGCUGGCAACAAUCUGUUCACAGCUGAAGGCCUAAAUCCCUCGCUCAACGAUCUCGAGCAGCUGUUCGAGACGAGCUCCAACGACGAGUGCAGCAGCGUCCAGAUCCAUACGCCGCCCGACUCCAACAAUCCCUCGAAUGGCGGCUGCAGCGCCGUCAGCAACACAAUCGACGAGCUCAAGCGUAGCACGGCGGUGGCCAGCGCCGUUGUUGCCGCCGUCGUCGCCAGCUCCGGUGCGGGCAGCAUUCAGGCCGAAGAUCUAACCAAAAUGUUUCCGACGCCUCCAUCGCACGAGCAACAGCAUCCCAAUUCGAGUCCCUGCCAAACGGAUGUUGUCAUGACCGAUCUGAGCGUGGACACCAAUAGCACCACAAAUAUGGGCGUAGGCGUCGGUCUGGGCGUGGUCCUCAAAAUGGUCAAGCAGGAGUACAGCGUGGAGCUGGGCAGUCCCGUGGAGGAGCCCAUCGACGACUGGAGCUAUGUGUACAGGCCGCCGCAGCAGGAGAAAUUUGUGGGCUCCUCGCGCUACGCCCCGCUCACAAAUCUGCCCAGCCAGACGCAGCCGCCGCUCCAGAUACCCGCCAAUUGCUACUACAAUCCCACCUGGAGCCACAGCCAGAAGUCGCGGGCCGCCACGCUGGCCAAGGCGGCUGCCGCACAGCAGCAGCAGCAACAGCUCCAGAAGCAUCAGCAGCUCCAGCAGCGCAUCCAGCAGCACCAGCAGCUCCAGCAGCAGCACCAACAGCAGCAGCUCCAGCUGCAGCAGCAACAGCAGCAACAGCAGCAGCAGCAUAAGCAUCAGCAGCUGCACGAGCUGCUCUCCGCCGGACCGAGAACGCCGAUGAAUGCAGCGAUGCCGUCGCCCUCAAUGACGACGACGACGACGACGACGGUGCCGCAGCCGCUGAGCAGCGGCGGCAGCCAGCUGCUGUUGAAUCAGCUCAAUUGUCCGCAGGCGCCGCCUGGCAGCUCCAUGCAGCAGCUGAUGCAGCGGGCCGGAAUGUCGCCCAUUCCGUCGCCGGGCGGGCCGGGCGUGGUGCCCUUUCCGCGCAGCAGUCCGAUGCAUCUGGGCGGAAUGCGGCAGACGCCGACGCAUCCGCCGCCGCCGUAUCCGUAUGAGCUGGCGGCGGCCAGUCCGGCCACGUCCACGUCCUCGUACCUCAACAAGCAGUACAAUUCCCAGGAGCCGCCGGGUCAUCCGCACACGCCGCAGAGCGUGCAUCAUGUGAUGUUCGGGCCGAUGAGUGCGGGCACAGCAGGAUCGGGUGGCGCGGGAGCUGGUCUAAUGCCUGCCGGCGAUGGCUCCAAGCUGGCCAUGAUGCAAUAUUCCGGCAGCGGCUCAACUGGUUUGGGCAGCAGCUCCUCCUCCUCCGCCGCCGCCGCAGCAGCAGCAGCAGCCGCAGCUGCAAUGAGUCUGCUGCAGGAGCUGCCGGAGGUCAACUCGGUGCUGGUCAAUAUACUGCUGUACGAUACGGCUCUGAACGUGUUCCGGGAUCACAACUUCGACAGCAGCAGCGUCUGCGUCUGCAAUGCGGAUACCCAGAAGAUUGGCAACAUCCGCGGCGCCGAUUCGGGUCUCUAUGUGCCGCUGCCCGGCAGCAGCUUCAAUCCGUUUCCGUCGCAGCGUCUGCUCAGUAGUCAUCCGGCGGCCACGCCCUAUAAUCCCUUUGGAGGCAGUGCAGCGGGUGGCGGCGGCGGCGGGGGAAUGCGCAUGCUAAGUGCCUUUGGCGGUGGGCUGGACUCGUCGCCGGUGGCUGCGCUGUCCGGAGCUGGCUCCGUGCACCAUGGCCACGGUCCCAACGGCGGCUCCAGCUCCUCGUCGUGCACUCCGCCCAGCAGCAAUCCGCACAUCACGGGCUACGUGGACGACGAUCCGGUCGAGUGCACCUGCGGCUUUAGCGCUGUGGUCAAUCGUCGACUGUCGCAUCGCGCCGGCCUCUUCUACGAGGAUGAGCUGGAGAUCACGGGCAUUGUGGACGAUCCGGCCAGGCACAAGCAGCCCACGCUCUUGAGCCUCAUCCAAAGCCUGUGUCGCAAGGGCAACAACAACAACAACAGCAAGUCGGGCAACGAGCCGGUUGGCAAGGAGCUGGAGAAGCUAACGACGACGACGACCACAACGUCCCAGCAGCAUCAGCAGCAGCUGGAGCAGCUGGCGCAUGCGAUCUUCGAUCUGCUGCUGGAUCAGUGCUCGAUUAUCCAGACCUCGAGCAGCUCGGUGCAUCGGGCCCUGCAGUCGCAUCGCCGUCGCAUGUCCCGGCAGCGGCGACUCUUUGGCCAGAACAGCGCCUCGCUGGCGUCCAUUGCGAACGUGCUCGAGUUUACGGAUGCGCACGACGUGGUCAGCCUGGCGCUGGAGCAGGCACGGCUCGCCUUCGAGAGCCAGCGCAUGGACAUGAACAUGCUCGAAUUCGGACACAACAAUCACCAUGGACAGCAGCAGCAGCACAAUCCGCACCAGCAUUCGCAGCAUACGCAUCAUCCGCACCAGCAACAUCCAGCACAGCAUCCGCAACAGCUGACGGCAUUCCAGGCGGCGCCUGCCCUGCGCCAGAAGCUCCUCGUGCUGGGCAGCAGUCGCCUCACGGUGCACAAAUGGCCCUAUCUACCCGUGGGCUUUACGAGAAGCAACAAGGAGAUCGUCCGGACAAUGAACGCCAUCCAGCCGAUGCUGCAGAGCGCCUUCCAUUGCAAGUCGCGCGGCGGUGCCGCCGGCUCCAAGGAUGCCAGCUCCUACAAUACGGUCAGCGGUCCGCUCACCUGGCGCCAGUUCCAUCGUCUAGCCGGACGCGCCUCCGGCCAGUGCGAGCCACAGCCCAUACCCUCGGUUGUGGUCGGUUACGAGAAGGAUUGGAUUUCGGUGGCGCCGCAUUCCAUUCACUAUUGGGACAAGUUUCUUCUGGAGCCCUAUUCGUAUGCCCGGGACGUGGUCUAUGUGGUCGUGUGUCCGGACAACGAACAUGUCGCCGCCAGCACGCGCACCUAUUUCCGUGAGCUGAGCAGCACCUACGAGAUGUGCAAGCUGGGCAGGCAUACGCCCAUCCGCGGCUGGGAGGGCGUCUUGCAGGUGGGCACCGAACGGGAGGCGCCGCUGACGCCGCUCGACGACUGGCUGCGCACCCUGGACCAUGCGCCCCUGGCCGAGCAGAUCCGACGCUAUGCCGUGGCCUUUCUCUACCAGCUGGCGCCCUAUCUGAGCCGUGUGCCCGGCGACAAGACGCUGCUCAAUCCUCCGGAUGCCUCUGCCAGCGGCAGCCACUCGACCAAGGCACCGGGCGCGGCGCCACCUUCAGCUGCCGAGCAUCCGCAUGAGCCCGUCAUCAAGCUGGAGCCGGGCACAGAGCCGACCCCGGCGACGCAGAGCAGCAGCAACAGCAGCUCCGGCGGCGGCGGUGCCGGACAGGAGCAGGACAGCAAAGCGGAUGUCAAAGCGGGCGGCGACUCGAAACCCGCCCUGGUGCUGGGCGAUCCGCUGGGCAUGGGCGAAACGCUGGAGGACAUCAAUCCAUCGGCCAUAGUCCUUUACGUGGUGAAUCCCUUCACCUUUGCCUCGGACAGCUUUGAGCUGGAGAGACUCGCGCUCAUCGCGCUGCUGCGCUGCUAUGCGGAGCUGCUGAAGGCGGUGCCGGAUUCUGUGCGCGCCCAGAUGAACAUCCAAAUCAUUUCGCUGGAGGCCAUCAUGGAGCUGGGGCCGUGCGGCAAUCGUCGUCGCUUCUCGGACGAGAUCAAGUGCCUGGCAUUGAACAUAUUCUCGCAGUGCCGGCGGCAUCUGGUGCAUGCGCAGCCCGUCAAGAGUCUGACGGGCUUCGGCACCGCCGCCAACAUGGAGGCCUUUCUCAAGACCAAGGAUGAGCCCAAUCGCCGCGCCUACAAGAUGUACACGGCGCCCUUUGUCCUGGCCCCGAUGCACGAGCGCAACGACAAGACGGACUUCUCCCGCGCCGCCGGCAGCAUGCACGGCCAGAACGAGACACGAUAUUCGGUCAUGUAUUGCAAUUAUUGCCUGAGCGAGGAUCAGUCCUGGCUGCUGGCCACCGCCACAGAUGAGCGUGGCGAGCUUCUGGAGAAGGUUUGCAUCAAUAUCGAUGUGCCGAAUCGGGCGCGCAGACGCAAGGCACCGGCACGUUAUGUCGCCCUGCGCAAGCUCAUGGACUUCGUUAUGGGCCUCAUCUCGCAGACGUCGCAGAUGUGGCGUCUGGUCAUCGGACGCAUUGGACGCAUCGGGCACAGCGAGCUCAAGUCCUGGAGCUAUCUGCUCAGCAAACAGCAGCUGCAGAAGGCAUCCAAACAGUUCAAGGACAUGUGCAAACAGUGCACUUUGAUGUAUCCGCCGACCAUACUGAGCGCCUGUCUGGUCACACUGGAACCGGAUGCCAAGCUGCGCGUGAUGCCCGAUCAGUUUACGCCCGACGAACGCUUCUCGCAGAUCUCCAUGCAGAAUCCGUUGUCGACGCCGCAGGAUGUGACCUGUACACACAUUCUGGUCUUUCCCACGAGUGCUGUCUGUGCUUCCUUCACACGACAAUUCCAGAACGAGCCGCAGGUGGACGACGACUUCAUCUUUGGCGAGGAGGAGGGCAACGAGGACUUCAGCGAUGCCGAUAUCGGCGACCUCUUCUGGGACUCUCACAUGGAUCGCGUCUCGAAUCACGGCAGCCCGGGACGCAUGGAGGACAAUCGCAGCUGGCAGAGCGCCGGCGGCAACAAUUUCAAAUGCACGCCACCGCAGGAGGUCGAGGAGGUGGGCUCCCUCAAUCAGCAGCCCAUUUCGGUGGGUUAUAUGGUGUCAACAGCGCCGACAGGUCGAAUGCCCGCCUGGUUCUGGUCCGCCUGUCCGCAUCUGGAGGAUGUGUGUCCCGUCUUCCUGAAGACCGCAUUGCAUUUGCAUGUGCCCAACAUUCAGAUAGCCGACGAUAUACUCAACUCGACCAAUGCCCAUCAGUCGGCAAAUGAUCAUCCGCUGGACUCGACCUUAACGGCCGAUGUCCUGCGCUUUGUCCUUGAGGGCUACAAUGCGCUCUCCUGGCUGGCCCUCGAUUCCAAUACACACGAUCGACUCUCCUGUCUGCCCAUCAAUGUGCAGACUUUAAUGGAUUUGUACUAUUUAACGGCGGCGAUAGCAUAAACGCGCAGUCACAAAAAGCAAUAUACAACACUAGAGAAUUAACAGUAGCAGUAACAGAGUAACAGUAACAGAGUAACAAAGUAACAGUCGAUUGCUUCCAAUUGCUGUACUUCCAUAUAAUAGCAAAAUAUCCACAAGUGCUAUACCAAAACAAAGUAACUCCAACAACAACAACAACAAAUAAAACACCAAGCAACCAACAACUGAAGUUAACAGUCCAAAAAAAACCAAGAAGUUAAGUAACAGUAAGAAUAACAGCAGCCGUAACAGUAACAGUAACAGUAAUAUUAUAAACAUGAACUGUUAACAGAAUAACGCACAGUUAGCGUAAACACAGAGCCUUGUAAUAACAGCCGCCGCCGCCUUACAGCCUUAUCACAGGGUGUGCAAACUAAAAAGAAGAAGAAAGUAAAAGAUGAGCAAUGAGCAAUGAGCGAUGAGCUCUUGAUGCGCUAAAUUGAAUUAUGGUUAGCGACAACCGAUGGAUAAAGUCUUGAGAGUAGCAAAACAGCAUUACUAUUUAUUAAUUGAAGAAUUGUGUAUAGUGCAAAAAUUGUUUUUUUAGGC
Drosophila novamexicana is the source of this 8552-nucleotide messenger RNA. RefSeq names its product mediator of RNA polymerase II transcription subunit 13 (gene skd). Gene Ontology annotation, biological process: regulation of transcription by RNA polymerase II. Gene Ontology annotation, molecular function: transcription coregulator activity. The transcript has 13 exons. The coding region runs from base 21 to 7985 and encodes 2654 amino acids. Gene Ontology annotation, cellular component: mediator complex. NCBI's taxonomy places the organism in Eukaryota, Metazoa, Arthropoda, Insecta, Diptera, Drosophilidae. The record is from RefSeq and is a predicted model, not a curated record.